AUGUAUCUCCUUCCCUCCCCGCUGCCCGGACACAGUGAGUAUAACACAGAUAAUAUUUACGAUAAAUCACCUCAAGACGUCGUAAUGGCGUCGCCCGAAGAGACCAGCUACAAGAACAUCCUCAUAUCGAUCCGCGACAAACCGUCGAUAAUCGAUGAAACGAUCACCGUAAAGCGCGCGAAAAAAUCGAUCCUCUCCCACACAGAUACUAUAACGCCCAUAGACAACCUGAAACCCAAGAUGGCGUACAUUGAUAAGGUGUCGCCGAGCUACGUCCCGGGGAAGGCUGUCAAAAUUGUCAGUGACGUCACACACCACAGCUUAGACAAGGUAGGUGUCGAGGCGCACUCGCUUGACAGCUUGAGUGAAUAUUAUCUGAACCAGAGGCGAUUGAGCGAAGGGAGCGGUGAAAAGCCGCCGAAAAAACGCUGCUCGACGUCAACUAUACGCAAGUUGAGACCUGACGAAAUGAAAAAGAGUAAGUCUGAGGUGAGUAAGUUGUGCGACAAAGUGAAGAGUAUUAAGUUGAAAGACGAGAGUAAAAACUACAAAACGCGCAGUUGUAAUGAUAUUGUCAAAUUGAUUCUCACUAAACAUGGCAUCCAUGUUAUUAGCGAUACAGAGGCUAUUGUAUAG
Molecule: messenger RNA, 636 nt
Organism: Leptosia nina
Lineage: Eukaryota; Metazoa; Arthropoda; Insecta; Lepidoptera; Pieridae
Source: the annotation of a GenBank genome assembly